AUGUCCGACGACGGCAGCGAGGUGGCGGUGGAGCUGCCGCAGAUGUGGCAGUAUAUCCACCCAACGCACAACAGCGCCGACAGCAGCGAGGACGAGAUGGAUGACGAGGAAAACGUAGAAGUGGUCGACAACGACGCAGCCCGCGGAGGGCGCCCUGCCGACUACGUAAAGCUGAAAAAGUCGGCCCCACGCCUUGGCCAGCUGAUCCGCUUCCUCAACGACAUGGAGGACGAGGAUGUGCAGGGGGUACUGCUGGAGAAUGAUCCGGUGACGCGGCAGACGCUGCUGCAGUGGGCGACGCUGAACAACCACUUCAUGCUCGUCGAGUACCUCGUGAAGCGUGUGAAGCGCGCCGCCUUCUCCUUCGAUGCCGAGUCGGUCGAGGUCGUGGUGUACGACCGGUGGGUGGAGAUGUCGCAGGAGCUACCCACGGCUGCCGAGGUGGCGGAGCGGCAGAAGCAGCGCGAGAACGAGAAGGCAAAGCGUCUGGCGGAGCGUGCGAUGGUCAACAGCGGUGACGAUGUCGUCGAGGACGAAGAGAGCGAGGAAGAGGAGGAGGUGGAGCCGAUGCCAGAGGAGCUCGUGUACGACACACUGGAGGACUACCACGGCGAGUUGGGGGAUGGCGGUGUCGGGGUGGUGAAGCGGAUUGGCGAGCUGGGCGUCUACGUGGGGCCGCGCCUGCCGGACGGCACGAAGCAGGGCCUCGGGCAGACACUCUUCCCCUCGGGCGACUGCUACGCGGGCGAGUACAAAGAGAAUCAGCGCGACGGCCGUGGGGUCUACUGGUGGUCCAAGGGCGGCGCACUUUACUGCGGCGAGUGGUUCCGAAACAUGCGCCACGGCUACGGCCGGAUGGUGUACCCAGACGGCUCCCGCUACCUCGGGCGGUGGGUGCACGGCAAGCGCAGUGGCAAGGGUCGCUACGUCUACGCCGACGGCAGCAGCUACGACGGGGCCUGGGUGAAGGACGAGAAGCACGGGAGCGGCACGUACCACCUGCUGGACGGCUCCUCCUUCAUUGGCACCUUCCACCACAACCGUUUCGUAUCAGGCGAAUGGCGCCUCGCGUCCGGGACGGUGCGCUACAUCGGCAACUUCGAAAAUGAUACGCCGGCCGGCGCCGGCGUCUACGUGCACCGCUGCGGCCUCAAGCCCGGCGCCUUCCAGCAGGAGGGCACCUACUCGGGGGAGGGCAAGUCUUGGGUGCCGAGCAUACUGAAAUGCACGUCUCGCAUGGUGCCACACAUGGAGCUCGUGGUACCGCCGCAGCUUAGCGGGUCGACGCGGGUGCCGAUGGAGUUUGGCGCCGAGUGCACCGGCCGCACCAUGGCGGACCUCAUCAAGAUCGCCAACUACCCCCCGCUGCUGCGGUGGGUGGCUUCCCUGGCCUCCGCGGCCAAGGACGUGGUAGCUGGCGAGGCGGAGUUGAAGGGGGUGGAGCUGAGGGGUGUGGAGGUGCAGUCGAUGCGCUACGACGCCGCCGACCCCGAUGCAAUCACGGAGGUGACCAUCCUCCCCAUCCUUGUUGACAGUGUCGGGAAGCGCGUGCGCCCGCCAUCGGAGUCGGUUACUCUGAAGCCGUCCGUCACGCGUCUGAUGAUCCUGCUGGAGGCUCCAGGCAUGGAGCCGGUAGUGCUCUUGGAGAGGUCCCUUCAAAGCACUAGCCCCGACGACCACCACCAGCAGAGCCGCCUUCCCGCAGUGCGCAUCAGCGAGGACUCGUCCGUGGGCGGCGACGUGGUGGACGCAGUCGGGCCCGCCCUCCGCCUGGAGCUCACCUCCACGAAUACCAUGGCUCUUUUGCUGCCUCCUAUGCGAUGCAACCCCAUGCAGGGCAACGCCGAGGAGUCGGUGUGGAUGUACGCCCAGGAGGUGCACCGCGAAACAGUGGCGCAGCUGGAGCACAAACUGCAGCUGCUCUCCGCCGAGUUGCCGGAGGCGUCGACGGUGUACGUGGCGGUGCUGCUGUCCGACGUGGCCGCCAUCUCUACCGACGCCAUGACGGCAAUGGCGGCCGCCAAUGCGCAGCAGCGCCGCGCCGCCCAUACACUGCCCAGAGCCACCGUUGCCCCGCAGCGCCCACCGACGCCGCCGCCUCCAACGUUGGAGCCGCGGCCGGAGCUCCAGCCCCUGUACGAUGCCAAGGCCCGCCGUGAUGAGGCAGAGUUGGAGGAGUAA
Leishmania mexicana MHOM/GT/2001/U1103 is the source of this 2181-nucleotide messenger RNA. RefSeq lists its product as hypothetical. Lineage: Eukaryota; Euglenozoa; Kinetoplastea; Trypanosomatida; Trypanosomatidae. Bases 1 to 2181 code for a protein of 726 amino acids. The record is from RefSeq and is a predicted model, not a curated record. The transcript has a single exon.